AUGCUCCCCGUGUACUUCAUCUCUCAUGGAGGGCCCACGUUUGCAGAUAAAGGCCAUGCCGGCUCAGAGGUCGGUGCCUGGGACACCGUUCGCAAGCUCGGUCCACAAAUCGUGAGCUCCAGACCAGAUUACGUCAUAUGCAUAUCGGCACAUUGGGAGACUGCCAAUGACGUUCUGGUGUCCAGCAACGAGGGCGAGAACCCCUUGGUUUACGACUUCUACAAUUUUCCACGCAAAUACUACGAAACCAAAUUCCACACAUUAGGCUCGCCCGCCUUUGCCAAAGAAAUUGUCAAGACGCUCCAAGACAAGGGAAUCCCAGCCGCAGUCGAGUCGCGCGGCCUGGAUCAUGGAGUUUGGACACCCCUCAGAGUUGCGUUCGGAAAUCCGGACGUCCAAGACACCAAUCGGCUAGAUUUGGAAAUUCCGUUGAUCCAGGUAUCUUUGCCUCCUUCUCCGAAAAUUGUUGACAGCUACCGGCUCGGAGAAGCCCUUUAUGAUCUGCGUGCAAAAAACGUGGCUAUUGUUUGCUCGGGAAUGUCUGUGCAUAACCUUCAGGACAUGCGCAGGGCCUUGAGCAACUCGGACGAGCCGCUGCCCUACGUCAAACUCUUCAACUCCUGGCUCACAAACACCCUUACACAGGGCAAUGGCCUCUUAGGUCUGCAGAAACUGGAGACAGAUCCCCAGCUGAACCAGUUGUACCGAGCUGCGCAUCCCACCCCUGAGCAUUUCCUGCCCCUUGUCGUGGCUCUUGGUGCUGCGAGAGCGGGCAAGUGCGAGGUUCUUCAUACGGCAGCCACCUAUUCGCUAGGCUGGAAUAUUUAUAAGUUUAUUUAA
Messenger RNA from Ogataea parapolymorpha DL-1, 840 nucleotides. Its product is annotated as 4,5-DOPA dioxygenase extradiol-like protein. The transcript has a single exon. Bases 1 to 840 code for a protein of 279 amino acids. The record is from RefSeq and is a predicted model, not a curated record. Lineage: Eukaryota; Fungi; Ascomycota; Pichiomycetes; Pichiales; Pichiaceae. Gene Ontology annotation, molecular function: ferrous iron binding; zinc ion binding; oxidoreductase activity, acting on single donors with incorporation of molecular oxygen.